Molecule: messenger RNA, 2283 nt
Organism: Symsagittifera roscoffensis
Lineage: Eukaryota; Metazoa; Xenacoelomorpha; Acoela; Convolutidae
Product: broad substrate specificity ATP-binding cassette transporter ABCG2-like
Exons: 3
Coding region: 230-2182 (650 amino acids)
Biological process (GO): transmembrane transport
Cellular component (GO): plasma membrane
Molecular function (GO): ABC-type transporter activity; ATP binding; ATP hydrolysis activity
Source: RefSeq, a predicted model, not a curated record
GCUCGGCAAUAUUAAGAGUCUGAUCACUUAUUUGGUAACUUAGCUAAAUGUGGCCAACUAUGAUACUUAAUACUAUUUUUGCAAAUACAAUUUGAAAAAAAUGCAACUUGCUUCAGCAUAUCGUUAAGUACUUUUUAUAUAAUAUCAUUUGCAUUGUGAUUUUGCCAACGUUUUCAAGCAUAUGCUGUAAACGUUUUAGCGGUCGUUCAAAUUAACAACUGAUAUCAAAAUGACAUCUAGUGAAACCAGCUUGGACAAAAAUUACAUCGAAAGCGCAGUUCUUUCAUGUCAUAAUUUAUGCUACCAAGUUGGAAUUGGACUCCGGAAAAAGACAGAAAAGAAGAUUCUUCGCGAUGUGUCUGGAGUCUACAGACCAGGACUUACAGCCAUCAUGGGACCUUCGGGGUCCGGAAAGACCAGUUUGAUCGACCUCCUUGCAGAUAGGGUCGACAUAGAUCCCAAACAACUGAAAGGAAAAAUUCUCUUGAACGGAAGUCGGUUUCCGUCGAACUAUCACAUCAUAUCUGGAUACGUUGUGCAAGAUGACGUAGUAACGGGAUCACUAACAGUGCGGGAGAAUUUACUGUUUGCUGCUAACAUGCGUCUUAAAUCUGACAUCGGGGCUGACGCGAAGAAAGAACUGGUCGACAGCAUUCUCAAGGAGUUGCUGCUGCAGAAAUGCGCAAACACAAAAGUGGGAACUGAGCUCAUCAAGGGAGUAUCGGGAGGGGAGCGGAAGAGGUGCAACAUAGGCAUGGAGCUGGUCGUCAGCCCAAAAAUUCUAUUCCUCGAUGAACCAACAACUGGACUGGACGCUAGCACUUCGCUCACAGUCAUGAAAAUCCUGAGACGACUGGCCAGUCAUGGUGGGAGAACUAUCAUAUUCAGUGUGCACCAGCCUCGCUUCUCCAUCUUUAAACAGUUUGAUUGCCUUCACCUCCUAUCAGCACAUGGACAAACAGUCUAUCAUGGUGCAGUUUCAAAUGUCAUUGACUACUUCAGCAACAUUGACCUCAAAUGCGAGUCAUUCAACAACCCCGCUGACUUCUUUCUCGACUGUGUGCUCAAACACAAUAGCACAAGAUUUGCUGAAAAGGAGUUAGAUAACGGGAAGAAAGGUAACGUAAACGACAGUGAAGCAGGAGUUACGAAAGAGCAAGAAGAAUUCUUCGAUAUUGCUGAAAAUGACAAGAUGGACUUGGCUUCUUUGUUUCAAAAGUCAUCUGAAAACCAGAAUCUACUGCAAGAUUGCUCCAAAAUUUGCCCGACAGACGACUCUGUGUCCAAACCUGAGAGUUUCAAAGUAAGCUACGCUUCGACUUGGUUCGAACAAUUCUUCUACCUUUCGAAGCGCUCCUUUAUCAACUACACUCGCAACCCAGCGAUAAGCUUUAUUGAACUUUCUAUGAUGGCCUUUCUCGCCCUGUUCUGUGGGAUAUUUUUCUGGGACAUUGAGCACGAUCAGAAUGGCUUUCAAAACAUAUACGGAGCGCUUUUCUUCAUGACGGCUCAAAUGAUGUGGACCAACUUAUCAAGCAUCGAGACAUUCAUCCAGGAUCGGAACUUGUUUCUCCAUGAACUCGCGAACGGAUACUACAGGCCAUCGUCAUUCUUCUUCGGAAAACUUGCCACUGACCUUUUCCCCCGGCGCCUCUUUCCUACUAUUAUUUUUGUCAGUAUUUUCUAUUGGAUGUGCGGAAUGGAGCCUGAUAUCGAUAAAUUUUUCUUCGCCUUGUUGGUAUGCACGCUCGCAACAAUGGCAGGUUGCGGCGUGGCAUUCUUCUUUGGCGUUCUGGUAGGGAACUUUGCCAUUGCGAGCUCACUUGUCACCCUUUUCUACAUAACAUUCAUGAUUUUCGGGGGUCUAAUGAUGAAUGUUGAGGACAUGAAGCCCUGGAUUAGCUGGUUGCAAUGGAUCAGCAUCACCCGGCACAGCCUUGGCCCUAUGACAGCAUCACAAACCGAAAACUUGGAGUUUUGUGGAACCAGGACAUUUGAGUUGAACAACAACACGUACAAGAGCCAGUACACGUGCGAGAAUGGGGUUGACAUUCUUAAACAGCAAGGUAUUGGCCAUGACGCCGAAGAUCUAUGGCUCAGCGUGGUGAUUCUUUUCAUCAUUAUAGUAGUAACUUUCUCAGCUACUUUCACAAAAAUUAUCUUCACGAAGAAGCAGAAAUGAGCAAAACAGUAUGCGCAAAAUUUUCACUUCUUAUAAUUAUUAGUCAACCCAAUUUUGAACCAUCAAGCAAAAAAUAAAAUUGAUUUGAAAAAAAUGUAUGU